Molecule: messenger RNA, 1168 nt
Organism: Phalaenopsis equestris
Lineage: Eukaryota; Viridiplantae; Streptophyta; Magnoliopsida; Asparagales; Orchidaceae
Product: cyclin-dependent kinase inhibitor 5-like
Exons: 3
Coding region: 228-827 (199 amino acids)
Biological process (GO): negative regulation of cyclin-dependent protein serine/threonine kinase activity
Cellular component (GO): nucleus
Molecular function (GO): cyclin-dependent protein serine/threonine kinase inhibitor activity
Source: RefSeq, a predicted model, not a curated record
GAAUACUCUGGUAUACAUUACAGACCUCUCCCCUGUUGUUGUGCUUCAACUCUUUCCAAUCUACAUCACUCCUACUCUCCUCUCGCAUCCUCUCUCUGCUUCCAGCUCGUGUGUUUCCCCUUCCCUCUUCGCCGCCGGAAAAAAAGUUGCUUCCUUUUCCGACUAUCUCCUCUCUCCUUUCUGCUGAAGCUUUUUCCAAGCUUGCAUGAGUUAAGGGUGCAGGAACAAUGGGUAAGUACAUGAGGAAAGCUAAGCUCAACGGUGAGGUGGCGGUGAUGGAGAUCUCAGCUCAGUCUUCCAUAGGCGUACGGACAAGAGCCAGAACUCUCGCACUUCAGCGACUUCAGAAGUCAUCUUUCUCCCCUGAGGCUGAUAAUUCGUCUUCUUCCUCCUGCUACCUUCAGCUCCGCAGUCGCCGCCUGGAGAAGCCUACCUACGCCGUAAAGACGAAGGAUUUGCAGGGGUCUAAGAUUCUUGCUCCGGCGGCUUCCUCGCCAGAGGCUGACGCCGGCUUGGAGGUUUCUUUCGGGGAGAAUGUUUUGGAGCUCGACGCAAGGGAUAGGGAAACAACACCUUGCAGCUUGAUAAGAAAUUCUGAAACUUUAAGUACUCCUGGUUCUACCACCAGGACCACUGCUACAGCUGCUCUUAACUUCAGAAUACAUAACACAGCGCAUCAAAACAUACCCAGCACACAUGAGAUGGAAGAGUUCUUCGCAGGCUCUGAGCGCCUUCAACACCGAACUUUUAUUGAAAAGUAUAAUUUUGAUCCUGUGAAUGAUUGUCCCCUUCCUGGACGGUUUGAAUGGGUUAAGCUCGACUCCUAAAAGUUAAAUUUUUAUCUUUUUAUCGGCUCUCUCUCCAUUGUUCUCUGCAAAGUUAUGAUUCUGAUGUUUGUUAGAGGAGAACGAUGGCUUUCCCAAGGAGAAUAUGCGUAGUCCAGUGGCGUGGUAUCAGACAGAUCUGAAGGUGGACAGCUUAGGUGGUAGAAAAGAAGAAAGGAGUUUAUGUCGUAUUCUAUUCUUAGCUGUAGCUGUUAACAUAUCAUUUAGGAGAGUUCGAUAGGGAUCAUUUGAUGAAAUUUUCUUUCUGUAGCAUACUGCUGUUGGCACCAUGUUCUUUGGGAAAUAAACAUUUUUCUUUCAUGAUUUCUUAUUUUACUGUCAUU